Knipowitschia caucasica is the source of this 723-nucleotide messenger RNA. Lineage: Eukaryota; Metazoa; Chordata; Actinopteri; Gobiiformes; Gobiidae. The record is from the annotation of a GenBank genome assembly.
AUGCGAGUCCUUGUUUAUGUGGCGUUUGUGGGACUUCUCCUGGACACAGCAACAACUCUGGAAGAAACAUCUCUCAGAGAGGAGCUCAAACAAGCAGCAAUAAAGUGGGAGGGUGAUAUUCCAUGUCAGAAGUCGGACUGCAGCUGUGCCUUCAGGUCCAUGGGCUGUUGCUGUGGAAACCAGGAGCUUCAGAGUUUGAGAGAACACGUCUCUGAGUCGUUCCUGAACGUCUCUGACAGAAUCAACCAGCUUCAACAUGAGAUCCGUCAAGUCAUAGAACCUGUAAAUGUUGCCUUCACUGCCUUCCUGGGGGAUGUCAACUGCAUUGGACCAUUUGAUAGGAAUAUGUCUAUUCCCUACGAUGUCAUAUCCCUGAAUGAUGGAUUUGGAUACAACAGCGGAUUGGGACUGUUCACGGCCCCAGUGACAGGGGUCUACUACUUCUCUGUGUCGGUGUACUCCAGAAUGCAGUGGGCCGGACAGCACCUGUUCCACAAAGUACAGAUGAUGAAGAACGGCGAGGUGCAGGUGUCCACGUGGGAGGACAACAGGGAUGACCCGGAGGACAGCAGCCACCUGGCCUUGCUGCUGGCUAUGAGGCAGGGGGACCAGGUGUACGCCGAGCUGCUGCAGGAGCGGAGCCUGUGUGGGAACAUCAAGGGCCUCAACAGCUUCUCAGGGUUCCUGGUCUACCCCACACCAGACGCAACAAAAGCAUAUUAG